Molecule: messenger RNA, 2963 nt
Organism: Puntigrus tetrazona (Sumatra barb)
Lineage: Eukaryota; Metazoa; Chordata; Actinopteri; Cypriniformes; Cyprinidae
Gene: pxdc1b
Product: PX domain containing 1b
Exons: 5
Coding region: 666-1367 (233 amino acids)
Molecular function (GO): phosphatidylinositol binding
Source: RefSeq, a predicted model, not a curated record
GUAAAUUCCUCGCAUAGCGCUGUUGGGUAAAGAGAAUGAAAGGGAAGGAGGGGUAAACGCUCAACUUCUUCAACAGAAGGAAACGCUGUCUUUUUAUGCCAGUAACAAAACUCUCGGCCUGUUUUCGACGUCUGUUAUUCACUCAGGUCAGCUGAUCCACUCUGGACUUUAUCUGUGAUUAACAAUAUCUUAUGGGAUUAAAGAGGCUGUAUACCGAUGCGUGCAAGCGAACUGUCGUAGUCGGUUAUAUUAAAUUGUAUCCGACAUUUAAGAGACAUUAAACGAACUUUUUGACGGAUGGGGCGUAAUUUUAUAUAAUACGUCCGACGAUUUGAGAUCCGCACCCAGCUGAAGAAAAAGUUUAGAUCUUUAGAAAUGAAGAAAAUGUGAAGAAAAUAUUUAGGAUAAUAUUUUAGUACUUAGUAUUUGUGGAGUUGUUUUUAGAAAUGCGCUAUUCUUGCAUAUCCGUUUGCCACAUUUGAAGACGCAAACGAAUCGAAACCGUCCGUUUCCUUUAAACAAAGCCAACUCAUAUAUUGUCCUUUACAUGUGUGGAUUUUCCCUCAUACUCGACCAUGAGUAAGUUUGACUGACUUAAAAGCUGUUGCAGUUGAGCGAAAAGAUAAAUCCACCCGUUACAGAAUGCUGGAGAGAAAGUAUUAAAGAUGGCAUCGGCGAUUUUUGAGGGCACAUCCCUGGUGAACAUGUUCGUGAAGGAUUGUUGGGUUAACGGGAUCCGCAGGCUCAUCAUUAGAGGAGUGGAAGAAGAGUUUUUUGAAAUAAGGACUGAAUGGUCGGACAGAAAUAUACUCUACCUGCACAGAAGCUCCUCAGAUUUAGGAAGACUAUUAAAAAGACUAAUGGAGUGUUUCCCCGAGGACAGGCACGAUUUAUUAAAGUCCCCCCUGAUAGAAGGGCUUGUCAAGAUUAAAGAAGCAAGAGACAUUGAGACAAAGCUAAAUGAAGUGGAGCGACUGUUGAAGAAUUCCAUUAACAUGCCCUGGAAGUUUUCUAGGUCAGAGGUGGUCUUAACAUUCUUUGAACGCUCGCAGCUUGACCAGGUCCUGAGGAAUGACAGUGUCCACAAAAUUCAGCCAUGCUUUCAAAGUCCAAUUAAUAUUUCAGAGAUCAUGAGGUCUAAUGGGUUUUGCCUGGCAAACACAGAGACCAUUGUGUUUGAUGAGAGCAUUCCACUGGACAAAGAGAGACCCUCCUCUACUGACUCAGCCCAGCACUCGUAUGAUGAAGAUGGGAGAGAAUCUUUGGAUCCUAUAGAUCAAGACCUAAGUGACGAUGAUCCUGAAGCUUACGUCACUAAUCUGUCCUAUUACCAUCUGGUUCCCUUUGAAACUGACAUCUUGGAGUAACGCAAACAAUUCUGCAUGGAUGGAUAUUUUUGAGGGGCACUGAUCUUACCUAAACAGUCCAGAUACAGCAUGUAAUUUCUGGCAGGUGAUGAAUAUGCCAUAUUUUUUAUUGGUAGUGUUUAUGAUAGUAGGAUAGUUUGAAUGCAGAGAUCAUUACACCAUGUUCACCCUCGUACCUCAUUGUUUAACCUAGGCUCAUGUUGUUGCUGUACUACUAGGAACCAACAUAAGUAAGAAAUAAGCUGCUAUUCCUAGUGUACAGAUUAAUGGUGGCCUGAAAGAUUUGUUUCACUUUUGUGCAUUUGUAAAGUCCAGACUACACUGUUUUUGAGGUAGAUUUUUUUCAAGGCCCGAUGCCCAGAAAACCUGCCUGUAAAGCAAUCAUUUGGCAUCAGUGGAUAAUCUGCACAAUGUAAUAUUGCCAUUAUAACUUAAAAUUCUGAUUCAAAAACUGAAAAAAUGGCAUAUGUAAAAUUGCACACUUAUUUUUAUUACCUAAAAUCUUUUAUUUUGUUAUGAAAUCAAUUAUGCUUUAUUAAUCUUAGUGUUAAGGGCAUUGUCUUUGUUAGAAAAUUUAAAUCGCUCUCAGAAGAAAAAUGUAUAUUAACUUAUGGCAUGUAUUCUACAGAAUCACUGUGGAUAGUAGCCAAACUUUCUUCUUUUCUCUCGAAUACAAAGGGCUUGCACACACACUCCUACUUUGUAAUAGAGUCAUGUUUCCAUUCUACCCCUGAGAAAGUUCUGCUCUUUUUUUAGUUAACAAAUUUUGUAGCUUUUAUAAUCCGCUCCCACUUUUGAAGCAUACAAAUAGGAAGAAUAAAGUGAUUGGAACUGUAGGAGAGUGGGUCAAGUAAUUGUAUUAGAAAGUAUAUUUACAUAAUUACAAGUGAUCUGAUUAUUAAUUUGUUUUAUUCUUCAAGAUGAACAUAAUAUGUAUCAUACAUAUGCAUCAAACCUAGCCAAAUACUCCCUGUCUCACAUCUAAAAAAAAUUUUCAGGUGCUAGCGUUGUUUAAUAAUAAAGCCACGUUUUCAAGACUGUUCACACAUUCAGCGAUGCAGAAGUGUUUGUGGACCAAACUGAAUUUUCAUUGCUUUCAGCAGAAAUGCUCAAAGCAAUUUUGCUAAAUUAAAGCAAAAUGUUUUUUUUAUAUAUAAAUAGACUUUGGGACUUUGUUUUUGGUAUAUUAAAAAUAGGAUGGAAAUGCUUUUCUCAUUCACUCUUUGUGCUGAGUAGAUAAAAUGAAAAGAUUCAAACUUCAAAGAUAAAAGUUAAUAGAUUAUGCAAUGCUCCCUGUUUUUAGUGUUUUUUAAAUCAGUGCAUUAUGAAUGAAAUGUAUGUUUUGUGAAUGAGAAUUGUUCUCAGUGUUAUGAUAAAACAGGCUAAUUUUGAGACUGAUAUGAAGUGUUUUCUUGGUCUAAUUGACUUUUGAAGGUGAUAUGAAGCACUUGGUUAAGAUUCAUGUUGGUAGUGUAGAUUGUGUGAACAGUUUUGAAAACUUAUUAAAUAAUGCUUGGUAGCAGCUGAAAAGAACCGUAAAGGUCUUCUGGGACUCAAAUACUGCACAUACAGCACAAUAUUAUACAAUGAAUUAUG